Sitodiplosis mosellana (orange wheat blossom midge) is the source of this 1292-nucleotide messenger RNA. Its product is annotated as arylalkylamine N-acetyltransferase-like 2. Gene Ontology annotation, molecular function: N-acetyltransferase activity. The record is from RefSeq and is a predicted model, not a curated record. Lineage: Eukaryota; Metazoa; Arthropoda; Insecta; Diptera; Cecidomyiidae. Bases 331 to 1005 code for a protein of 224 amino acids. The transcript has 2 exons.
GUGUGAGCGUAGGAAGCAAAGAACAGCCUCUAAACGCAAUAGUCGUACUUUUGUCUUCGGUGCAUUUCGCGUCGCGGCUAUCACACAGCUUGUCAUCACAAUAUUCAAUACAAAGAAAAGUCAUUCGGUGUGUAACUGUGUGCAGGCAUAGCAUAACAAUGUAGACAUUGCGAUCAAAGCAAAGUAAAGUAAAGCAUAACUUACGCUGACAAAGUUGUGUUGUGAUUUUUGUCAUAAACAUAAAAAUAUUGUGAUUUUGAACGUGGUACGAAUCAAACGUAAUUGUUUUUUUUUCUCUUCAAUACAUAAAGUUCAAAUCAACUGCCGACAAUGAGUACAAUCGCCGAAAAUGGUUACAAUAGUCUCAUUUAUCGAGUUGCCGUCGCAAGUGAUCGUGAUAAUGUUUUAGAUUUUAUCCGAAAGCAUUAUUACCCGGAAGAAGCGAUAACCAUUGGAAAUGCUCCUUUCAAACAGGAUAGUGCCGAUGAAGAAUUUUCAGUGUCUGUGAUUCCAUAUGGAGCUUCAAUAAUAGCUGUUGAUCCCGUGGAAAAUGAUAAGAUUGUUGGUGCCAUUUUGGCGGGACCAAUUGAACCAGGCGAAGCGGAUCUCAUGGUGGAUGAGUCAAAGCGUUGUGAAAGUGAAAAUAAAAAAUGGUCGGAAAUUUUACUGUUACUAGCACAUUUAGAGGAAAAUGCGAAUAUUUAUGAACGAUACAAAAUAAAUAAAGCGCUUCACAUCCACGUACUUGGCGUCGAUAGUGCGUAUAGAGGGAAAUCCAUCGGUGUGAACUUGAUGCAAAAGUGUUUCGAUGCUGGCAAAUCGUUGGGCUAUCCUCUGGUGACGGUGGAUUGUACAAGCAUUUUCUCUCAGCGAAUAGCUGAAAAACUUCAAAUGGAAAAUAUUUACACGCUGGCAUUUAACGAUUACAAAGAUAGCAAUGGACGACAAGUGUUCAAUCCACCUCUCCCAAACACGCACAUCAAAACAUUCACGAAAACUCUGUAAACUUUCCCAGCAAUUCAUAUAAUUGAGUAGCUUGCUCAAAACCUAAGCAUACUAAAGUUGGUGAUGGCACGAUUAAAAUAUUUGGGGCCAACCUAAUGUAUAUCGAUACUCUGUAUUCAUUAAAUAUAUAUUUUUUUAACAGUUAUUUUAUUUUAUUUUUAUUUGUUUAUAAUGGUAAAAAAAACAGGAUAAAUCCCAAUUACAUUUUUCACCUAGUCUUCACCUAUUCUUCUUGAACAACAUGCUUUUGUAAUAAAAUUGCAUAAAUUGAAACUUGACACUAUUUC